UAAGAAAUAAGAAAUCAAUUCUGACACGACAACGGAAAUAGAAUAAAAGAGAGGACCAAAAAAAAAAACCUUAAAAUACUUUUGAUCUGUGCGUAGCAUAUGGUUGUUGUGUCUCUUCAUCAUCAUCUCCAUCCUCGAAUCUCGAUCGCCACAUCACCGGUUUCUAGCCUUCACGAUGUGCCUUUGAGCAUGAGAUUUGGAUUGACGCGACAUCUUCCUUUGAUACGAUCUUUCCCCAUUCGACGGAGGAGACUGAUAAGAAGAAGGAGGAUAACAAGAAGGAGGAGGUUUCGGUUCCUCCACCGCCGGAGAAACCAGAGCCUGGCGAUUGUUGCGGUAGCGGCUGCGUCCGAUGCGUUUGGGAUGUCUACUACGAAGAGCUCGAAGAUUACAACAACACGCUUUCCAGACUUGCUAAAUCCAAUUGAGUGAAAAGAAAUUGUGAUUUUUUCACGCAUUUGUUUUGUCACUGGGAAACAAAAAUUAAACAAUGAUUUGUCUAUGUCCAUCUCUCUCAGUGCUUUUGUUUUAACCAACAUUUUGGAUUUCUCUAUGAACUUGAGCUCAUGCUUUUUUA
Camelina sativa (false flax) is the source of this 577-nucleotide messenger RNA. RefSeq lists its product as uncharacterized. NCBI's taxonomy places the organism in Eukaryota, Viridiplantae, Streptophyta, Magnoliopsida, Brassicales, Brassicaceae. The record is from RefSeq and is a predicted model, not a curated record.